CCUGUCCCGCACCUCCCCCUUCUUUCUCACCAAACCAACAACGCACCAAGCCCCGCCGCUCCCAGGACCCCGCCGCCCCGUGCCGUCGAGGAAAAUCCGCGAUGCGCAAGUGGUCGCACGGCCUCGCGCCCGCCUCCGUCGUACUGCUCGCCGCGCUCACGGUGGCCGGGCUGCGGCCGGCGACGGCGCACGCGCACGGGCGGCCGCCGCUCCGGUUCGGGCCGGCAGGAGUGUUCAAGGUGGCCCUGUUCGCAGACCUGCAUUACGGCGAGAACGCGUGGACGGACUGGGGCCCCGCGCAGGACGCCAAGUCCGACCGCGUCAUGGCCGCCGUCCUCGACGCCGAGAACCCAGACUUCGUGGUGUACCUCGGCGACCUGGUGACGGCGAACAACCUCCCGAUCCCCAACGCGAGCCUGUACUGGGACCGCGCCAUCUCGGCCUCCCGAAGCCGGGGCGUCCCGUGGGCGACGGUGUUCGGCAACCACGACGACAUGCCCUUCGAGUGGCCGCCCGAGUGGUUCUCCCCCGACGGCGUCCCUCCGCUGCGCUGCCCCGCCAGCCCACCGCCGAGCACGCCGGACUCAGGAUGCAGCUUCCGAGGGACUCCCCGGACCGACCUCAUGGCGGCGGAGACCGGCGCCAACAGUCGGCUGUCCUACUCGUCCAGCGGGCCCAGGGAGCUGUGGCCCGGCGUCUCCAACUACGUCCUGCAGGUGCUCUCGCGACGACGACGAACCCGCGCCGGCGACGAUCACGACCCAGCUCUGCUCAUGUACUUCCUCGAUUCGGGCGGCGGGUCGUACACCGAAGUGGUGUCCAGCGCUCAGGUCAAGUGGUUCCACAGCCAGUCUCAGUUCCUCAAUCCAAAUGGAAGGAUCCCUGAGCUCAUCUUUUGGCAUAUACCAAGCACGGCGUACGUGAAGGUAGGUCCAAAAGCCAAGUCAGAGAUAAGGAAGCCCUGCGUUGGCUCCAUCAACAAGGAGGAAGUGGCGCCACAGGCAGCUGAAUGGGGCAUCAUGGAUGCACUCGCCAAGAGGCCGUCAGUUAAGGCAGUGUUUGUUGGCCAUAACCACGGGCUGGACUGGUGCUGCCCGUACCAGGAGCUGUGGCUGUGCUUCGCACGGCACACUGGGUACGGGGGAUACGGUGGCUGGCCCAAAGGAGCGAGGAUCAUUGAGGUCACGGAGGAUCCAUUCUCGGCAGUGUCAUGGAUACGGAUGGAGAACGGGAGCAGGCACAGCCAUGUUACGCUCAGCUCCUGAAUCCAUCCAUCUACCUGGGCGUCGGCUUGUUGUACAGAGAAGAUUUAUUUUUUUUCUUUUUUCCCUUAAAACAAGAGCACCACAGGAUCGAGGUGCUAUUUAAUGUAAAAAAAUUGCACAGCAUGGACCCUGGCCUUUCUAUAAUACUAGCAAAUGUACCCUCGCGAUGCAACGGAAUAAAAAAGUGUUACAUAACUA
Molecule: messenger RNA, 1463 nt
Organism: Sorghum bicolor (sorghum)
Lineage: Eukaryota; Viridiplantae; Streptophyta; Magnoliopsida; Poales; Poaceae
Product: probable inactive purple acid phosphatase 16
Exons: 4
Coding region: 102-1265 (387 amino acids)
Cellular component (GO): cytoplasm
Molecular function (GO): hydrolase activity, acting on ester bonds
Source: RefSeq, a predicted model, not a curated record